This is a messenger RNA of Dreissena polymorpha, 2004 nucleotides long. RefSeq names its product A disintegrin and metalloproteinase with thrombospondin motifs 9-like. Lineage: Eukaryota; Metazoa; Mollusca; Bivalvia; Myida; Dreissenidae. The coding region runs from base 90 to 1910 and encodes 606 amino acids. The record is from RefSeq and is a predicted model, not a curated record. The transcript has 13 exons. Gene Ontology annotation, cellular component: membrane.
GUUGGAGAUAACCUCAGUGAGUACUGACCCACAGGUCGGUAAGAUAGCGUUUAUAAACUAAAAAAGCGUGAAAGCGUCAGAUUGCGAGUAUGAUUUUGGAUACUUUAUUAGGCCUGUUAACAUGUUUAGUGUUACUAUUGUCCUGUGCUGGACGUGUAAUGGCCUCUAUAUGUGUUUGCACACCCAGCCAUGAAGCAACACCAGUGUACGGAACAUCAGAUUCGUUGUCCGAAAUAGUUGGUCAUAUCAGUACAAAAACGUGUUUGCAUGGUGAAUUGGUAAAGGGAAAGGAUUGGCUUUUGUUGUUAGGCAGUUCGGACUAUUAUAUCAAAAUACAGAAACUGAUAGCUUGCCCAAAUGACCGAGAAGAAAUUGAACCAAUCAUAAUCAGGAUGCCAAAGGGAACCGAAGCCAACCACAACACUGACCAUAAGCGUUUUCUGCUCGACAGUCUCAAUCAAGCGCAGUGUAACUUCGAUGUCAACUCGUUGUGCUCGUGGCGUAACGUGCACGGUCUCGAUGACUUUGAUUGGGUUUUGUAUCGAUCAUCAACACCCACGGACGACACUGGGCCAGACUUCGAUCAUACAACACGCAAUUACUCUGGAUCGUACAUAUUCACAGAGUCAAGUGCUCCGCGAAACUUGUUGGAUACCGCUUGGAUUCAAAGUCCUACGAUUGAUGUGACUUUAAACCCCCUGCAUUGUUUCCGGUUCUGGUACCACAUGUAUGGCUCUUCGAUAGGUCGACUUAACGUCUACCAAGUAACCAACGGUGGGUUACCUGGCAAGGUUGUUUGGUCUCUUACUGGCGACCAAGGAAACUCGUGGAAAGAAGGACAAGUGCCUCUAAAUUCGAAUCAAAGUUAUUCGAUUCUCCUUAGUGGGGUAAUAGGCAAUGGCUUUCAAGGUGACAUUGCUGUAGAUGACAUUAAUGUGUCGGUUGGUUAUUGCGAAGUCAAACCAUCCAGCGCCUCAAGGACUGACGUCACAAACACCACAACAACAACCGUGGGCGGGUUUUGGGUGCUGUGGAAUCCCUGGACAUCUUGUAGCGUCACCUGCGGUGGAGGCAGCAGAAACCGUACUCGGGAAUGCAGUUCCCAAAUUCCUCAACAUGGAGCAUACUGUGUUGGAAACGAUACAGAUACUGGGUCAUGCAACACGCACCUUUGUCCAGUCAACGGUCACUGGAGUGCGUGGGGUUCAUGGACAGCAUGUUCUGUGAGCUGUGACGUCGGACAACACACCAGGAACAGAACUUGUGCGUACGACAAAGUGGCGCCACAUGGGGCAAGAUGUUCUGGUCUAGACCGCGAGGUGUCGUUCUGCUUACUAUCUUCCUGUCCACCCCUAACCCAUCCACAAACAACGUCUACGACAGCCCUAACCCAGCCUCAAACAACGUCUACGACAGCCCUAAACCAGCCUCAAACAACGACAAAAUCUCCCGUUCCUCUUGGAUGGGGCGAGUGGGGACCUAACAUAUGCCUGGAAACCCAGGCUAAUAUACAGGGGACUAGGUCUCAUUGGAGAACGUGUUACAAUCCGACUGAUAAGCCUGGGAUCGGUUGUUAUGACGGCGAUGUUCAAGAGGAAAUCGCAACUCGACAAUUCUGUUAUGGAGGAGUUGGGAUUCCGUGUCAACAGGCUGAAAAUGUGCGAAUAAUAGCAAGCAGUCAACUGUCGCUUGGAGGCAAAGUUACGUUACAAUGUAUCGCCGAUGGUGACCCAACGCCGCACGUAAAAUGGAGCACACCGAAAGGGACCAUCUGGUCAAGGCGCAAUCUUGUCAUAGAUGGUGUGACAAAGGCGGACGAGGGUGAGUACGUCUGCCACGCAUCCAACCUUUGUCGCUAUGGAACAGACAUUAAAGACAUCGAGACGAGGAAAUAUAUCAGUGUCGUUUAGCCUAGCGUAACAACUGUUUCCGCAACUGUCUCCAUAUUAUGUAUUUAUUGAGUAUCUUUGUAAAGAAUUAAAAACAUACAUAUUGAAAAAGAAA